GCGGCGCUGGGGGCGGCAGGUUGCGGCGGCGCCUGAGCGGGUCCCCAGGCUGGCGAGCGCCCAGGUGAGCAGCGCCGGGUGCCGGGGCCUUCUGAGCGCGGGGCGCGCCUCGAGCCGGCCGGACGCCGACCCUAACUAGGGAGAGUUUUCCGCGAUGCCGGGACGGAGGGCGGGGGCGGUGCCGCACCUGCGCCCGCCCUGUGGAGCGGAGACGCCCUGGCUCCCGCCAGGCUGGGGUCGCGGCGCGGGCAUCGGUGCCUGCGGCGGGGACCCGGACCUUCGGGGCGAGCGCAGCGAUUAGGCGGCAGCGGCGGGGCUCCCCGGGCUGGCAGGGGCUGCUCAGACCCGGAGUCCGCUCCAUCUGUAGGGUCGAGGUCUGGGUCGCGACCGCGAGCGCCUCUGCGGCCUGAGCAGGUCGGGUGGGGCGUUCCCAUGGCGGCGGCCGCGGGGCCUGUCGUGCGGGCGCCUCCGCGCCGCCCGGGGAGGGGGCAGUGUCCUCCGAGCCAGAACAGGCAUGUUGUUGGGGCUGGCGGCCAUGGAGCUGAAGGUGUGGGUGGACGGCAUCCAGCGUGUGGUUUGUGGGGUCUCGGAGCAGACCACCUGCCAGGAAGUGGUCAUCGCACUAGCCCAAGCAAUAGGCCAGACUGGCCGCUUUGUGCUUGUGCAGCGGCUUAGGGAGAAGGAGCGGCAGCUGCUGCCAGAAGAGUGUCCAGUGGGCGCCCAGGCCACCUGCGGACAGUUCGCCAGUGAUGUCCAGUUUGUCCUGAGGCGCACAGGGCCCAGCCUGGCUGGGAGGCCCUCCUCAGACAGCUGUCCACCCCCGGAACGCUGCCCAAUUCGUGCCAGCCUCCCUGCAAAGCCACGGGCUGCGCUGGGCUGUGAGCCCCGCAAAACACCGACCCCCGGGCCAGCCUCCAGCCUCUCACCCCCUGGGCCUGCAGCCCCUGUGACACCCACACCAGGCUGCUGCACAGACCUGCGGGGCCUGGAGCUCAGAGUGCAGAGGAAUGCUGAGGAGCUGGGCCACGAGGCCUUCUGGGAGCAAGAGCUGCGCCGGGAGCAGGCCCGGGAGCGAGAGGGACAGGCACGCCUGCAGGCACUAAGUGCGGCCACUGCUGAGCAUGCCGCCCGGCUGCAGGCCCUGGACGCUCAGGCCCGUGCCCUGGAGGCUGAGCUGCAGCUGGCAGCGGAGGCCCCUGGGCCCCCCUCACCUAUGGCAUCUGCCACUGAGCGCCUGCGCAACGACCUGGCUAUUCAAGAGCGGCAGAGUGCGGAGGUGCAGGGCAGCCUGGCUCUGGUGAGCCGGGCCCUGGAGGCUGCAGAGCGAGCCUUGCAGGCUCAGGCUCAGGAGCUGGAGGAGCUGAACCGGGAGCUCCGUCAGUGCAACCUGCAGCAGUUCAUCCAGCAGACCGGGGCUGCGCUGCCACCGCCCCCACGGCCUGACAGGGGCCCUCCUGGCACUCAGGGCCCUCCGCCUCCAGCCAGAGAGGAGUCCCUCCUGGGUACCCCCCCUGAGUCCCAUGCUGGUGCCCAGCCUAGGCCCCGAGGUGGCCCCCAUGACGCAGAACUCCUGGAGGUAGCAGCAGCUCCUGCCCCAGAGUGGUGUCCUCUGGCAGCCCAGCCCCAGGCUCUGUGACAGCCUAGUGAGGGCUGCAAGACCAGCUGCCUGGACCACAAAAGGAGAGUCGGCAGCCACAGAGGGCUCCUCCGCCACGCAGUGGGGAGCCCUGGGUUUGGCCUCAGGAGCUGGGGGUGCAGUGGGGGACUGCCCUAGUCCUUGCCAGGUCUGCCAGCACCCUGGAGAAGCAUGGGGCGUAGCCAGCUCGGAACUUGCCAGGCCCCAAAGACCACGACUGCCUGUUGGGGACGGGAGAUGCAUGGACUGUGCUCAAGCUGUGGGCACAUGCUUGCCUUCGGGAGAGGUCCUUCACUUUGUGUACACGGCAAGAGCCUGUGUGUGCCACUUCCCCUUCCCCAACGUGAAAACCUCAAUAAACUGCCCCAAGCGGC
Symphalangus syndactylus (siamang) is the source of this 2010-nucleotide messenger RNA. It is a transcript of the gene RASSF7, whose product is annotated as Ras association domain family member 7. Lineage: Eukaryota; Metazoa; Chordata; Mammalia; Primates; Hylobatidae. The record is from RefSeq and is a predicted model, not a curated record. Gene Ontology annotation, biological process: signal transduction.